CCAAUUUCUCAUCGGCUGAUCAAUUCAAGUGAAUCAUCUGAGCUAAGUGAACUCUAUGGCCGAUUGGUUCAUCGGAUUUUGCGGCUUCUCCUCCAUGCCUCCUAUGUGCAUUCACGUCUUUCCGAUUCCAGAAGUUCUACUGCUCUUAAAGACUCAGUCACACUGAAUGUUAUCCGAGGACUUCGAGAUGCAAUUUCUGGCUUGCAAGCCUCCCUAAUGCAGGUGAGUAUGGUUUUCGUAAUGACUUCGCUGUCUCAGGUCAGUCAACUCUUUCUUCACUGGCACACUGCGGCUCCACAGUGGGAUUAA
This is a messenger RNA of Protopolystoma xenopodis, 309 nucleotides long. The record is from the annotation of a GenBank genome assembly. Lineage: Eukaryota; Metazoa; Platyhelminthes; Monogenea; Polystomatidea; Polystomatidae.